Molecule: messenger RNA, 3454 nt
Organism: Spirometra erinaceieuropaei
Lineage: Eukaryota; Metazoa; Platyhelminthes; Cestoda; Diphyllobothriidea; Diphyllobothriidae
Source: the annotation of a GenBank genome assembly
AUGCCCUCAAUCUGGGUCAUGUUUGCCUUCAUCCUCUACGAGGGCAUCCUCGGUGGAUUGUCCUACGUAAAUACCUUCUAUCGUAUACUUACUGAGGUUAGUUGUCAUCCUCUCUUCUAUUACCUGCCCUCGUCAUCCUGUUUGUCACUUUAAUAUCCUCGGCUUAGAUGAACGCAUAAGUCCAUAAGGCAGGCUGCACUGGGACUUGACCAGUUUUGGCCACUUAUCCGUGGUUGCGACGCAUACCUUGCUGAACUUGCUUUUGCGUGUUCUUUUCGCGCCGUCGCCUCAACUGGUGUAAUGCUUUAUAGUGCACACCGACGCCAUUGCUGACAUAUAAUUUGUAUCAUAUAGCCAGUUGCGAACUUGGGGGGGGGGAUCUUUGCCUUGAACCCCUAUCCGAGAGCGAAGUUGAUCGACAUUGGCAUGCGUUCCGGGGUUUCUGAGGUGCUUUUCAUCCAAGGUUAGUCGUAUUGUGUGUCAAUUCUUCUCAGCGCGCCUUCAGUAUGCAUAUUGUUUCGGUGCAAUCACUUUGUGGCCCAAAUUUAACAAAGAACUUUGGAGUAAACUCGUCGAAUCUGACUCAGUCCAAACUUUUAUGCAAUCACUCGAGUUUAUUAUUGCCAACUUCGUCUGAUAACGCCUUGUUUACACCUGCCGAACUGGUGAUAGUGCGUGAUGUGGACAGGCAUUUACUCCACCCUACUCUAUACUACCAUAUGGGCUUUUAGCUUGUACCCUUGUUAGGAGUAUGUUAGGGCAGAUUCCGGUGAAAUGUCAGUUUUGCUGGUGUAAACAUGCGCUCAACUGUUGAAGUUGGUAUUAUUCAACUCACAUGCUUAUUCAGAAGACGAGUUGAUCAGCAUACGUUACCUUCUAUAAAUUCUCUUUAGGCCAGUACAAUUAUAUGGAAACGGGGUAUAGUCCAACAUGCGAGUAAUUGAAAAAUCGAUAAUAGUUUUAAAACACAGGCGGGGCGAGAGCGGAAAGGCGAAGAAAUUUGCAUGCGGUUAGUCAAUUAAGUUGCCAAUGCUAACUAAUUAACUUUUCGACGAGGUACUUAGAACCAAGGGAUAAUGCUUCAAGUGAUGUUUUAUCAAGUGUCAUAUAGGAGUGGUUGUUUACUUACCGAUCUCGAUAUGCUCAGAUUAGCAAAGUUGAGAGAUCCAGGUUGAUUAUUUGAGGAAGAAGAAGAAGAAUAAAGAAGAGAAAAGAAAGAAGAAAGAAUAAAGAAAAAAAGAAAAAGAAGAAAGAAGAAGAAGAUAGGCUCACCGGAACAGGUUUAUUUAAAUGCUGACGUUUCAAAGAGCUGGGUCGGCUCUUCAUUGUCAAAGCGUAAAAUGCACUUAAUCGAUCAGAAAUUUAAUUUAAAGUUGCAUGUUUUGUUGGUCGGCCUCAUGCUGAUCGAUUUUUCUCUCCUCUCGCUGCCUCGGCCUCUCGGGAGAUGGUUGUCGGGCGUUUUGCCUGCACAGCAGAUGCCGCACCCACAGAGUUCAUUGCCGUUUGCGAGACAGAGGAUGGUUGCUGUUGAAGUGUAGGAUCUGUCUCGUGUCGGUGGAUUUUCGGAAUACUGUAGUUUGCAGCUGUCCAGUGGUACACCGGCGCACAAGUAAGUCAAGGACGGGCAGUUGGUUGUUUGUUUCUGCUUGCAUCGUAAAUUGGAUAUCCGGGUCAACCGAGUUUAGUAGUUCCUUUAGGUGCUCAAUGUCAGUUGUUUUGACAACGACGACGGUGUCAUCGACAUAGCGGGCCCAGAACUUUGGUUGAUACUUGGUGAACACCAAGUGUUCUACCCGUUGAAGAACUACUUCAGCGAUUAGGCGUGAUAUACGGGAGCCUAUAGGAGUGCAUUUUAUUUGUUCGUACAUGAGUCCACCGAAGGUGAAAUGGGUCUUGAGGCAGUAUCACAGAAGCUCGAGCAGAUGCUCAGACUUCAGGGGUUUGUCUCUCUCCUCAUAACACUCUGCCAGUAGUUGGUCCACAACGUCUAUCGCUAGUUGCUGUGGAAUGGAGGUGAAGAGCGAAACGACAUCAAAGGAUACCAUGGACUCGUCUGGCUCUAACUUCAGAUGUGUUAUGCGUUCGAGGAAUUGAUAUGCAGAUGCUACUGCUGUUGGUGAGCCUUCUGUGAUACUGCCUCAAGACCUUUUUCACCUUCGGUGGACUCAUGUACGAACAAAUAAAAUGCACUCCUAUAGGCUCCCGUAUAUCACGCCUAAUCGCUGAAGUAGUUCUUCAACGGGUAGAACACUUGGUGUUCACCAAGUAUCAACCAAAGUUCUGGGCCCGCUAUGUCGAUGACACCGUCGUCGUUGUCAAAACAACUGACAUUGAGCACCUAAAGGAACUACUAAACUCGGUUGACCCGGAUAUCCAAUUUACGAUGCAAGCAGAAACAAACAACCAACUGCCCGUCCUUGACUUACUUGUGCGCCGGUGUACCACGGGACAGCUGCAAACUACAGUAUUCCGAAAAUCCACCGACACGAGACAGAUCCUACACUUCAACAGCAACCAUCCUCUGUCUCGCAAACGGCAAUAAACUCUGUGGGUGCGGCAUCUGCUGUGCAGGCAAAACGCCCGUCAACCAGCUCCCGAGAGGCCGGGUCAGCGAGAGGAGAGAAAAAUCGAUCAGCAUGAGGCCGACCAACAAAACAUGCAACUUUAAAUUAAAUUUCUGAUCGAUUAAGUGCAUUUUACGCUUUGACAAUGGAGAGCCGACCCAGCUCUUUGAAACGUCAGCAUUUAAAUAAACCUAUUUGGGUGAGCCUAUUUUCUUUGAACGGUCUGGAUCUUUCGGAAACCGUGAUUGUGGUUUCAUUUCAUGCGCACUUCUAAGGAGCGCAGAAAUUUUUUCCUCUCCUCGUUUUCUUCCUAUAGACUGAGUGUAGUUGCCGAAUUCUUGUCUUUCGUCAUCCGUCAGGGUGUCAAGGAGGGCUGUGCUUUGACACACAUGACGCCCAAGUUCUAUUUUUACGAGGGUACUUUCCAGUUGAUUCUUAGCGUAUCUCUUUAGGGUUUCUACAUGUAGCUCUAAUGCAUAUAUAAAGUUAGUGCCGCGCCUUGCAUGUCCGGUUACGACUACGUAAGUCACAGUGUGUUCCUUGUCUUUGGAAUAAAUUGUAAAAUUCGCUCGCAACACUGGAUUGCUACCAGAAGCCACGUGGACAAUGCUGAUGUUCCUAGCCCCGCUCAACUGCACAUGCAGCGGCAGAAAUCCGAUGAAACGCAUGUCUGAUCUUUAGGUUGAUAUCCGUGCUGUGAUUAAGAUAAUAAACAUAUGAGCGCGCAUUGUGCGUUUCCAAACAAAACCCUUAUUAUAUCAUUUUAGACAGAGCCGGCCUACAAAGAGUACGUGAUGUCGAUCGCAGCAUUUGCGGAUGGGUUAGGCAUUACUGCUGCCGCUCUCCUCUCGAUUCCUUUGCACAACGCACUCUGUCGCCUACUCAGUUAG